GCAGAAGGAGGCGAUGAUAACCAACCUCACAAUUCAGCUCACAAUUUAGCUCCCAUCCCGAACCAAGGUGAUGUAGUCUCAGCUCGCCGCAAUGCAACAACAGUUUGGUGUUUUUCAGUUGGUUUUGGCUCAACUUUUAGCUCGAAAUAAUCUUGGUGAUCCCCUCAUUAAUCUACUCAACUCUACUCAACAACCUCUAGUUCAACAGCAAGAGCCCCAACCAGUUCAACAUGCUUCUGCCCUUAAUGAGCCUCAGGGUCAGUCUCAUGUGACCCCAGCUCAACAACCUCUACCUGACAAUGUCACACGACGUCUAGACAGCUUAGAAAAAAUGGUAGCCGAGCAACGAGGUGCUUCACCUCUUCACCAUAACACUACUUCAAUACCUCAUCCUCUGAACACCAACAUAACAUUGGAACUUUAUCCUACUGGUUUCAGGAUACCUCAGCUCGAGACAUAGGAUGGAACGAAGGACCCAGAUGAUCAUCUGUAUGCUUUUUACCCCUGUAUGCAGGCUCAAAUUGCCUCUAAUGCAUUGAUGUGUAAGAUCUUUCCUUCCACUCUCCGAGGCAAUGCUCGAAUGUG
This is a messenger RNA of Rubroshorea leprosula, 585 nucleotides long. NCBI's taxonomy places the organism in Eukaryota, Viridiplantae, Streptophyta, Magnoliopsida, Malvales, Dipterocarpaceae. The record is from the annotation of a GenBank genome assembly.